GGAGUGGGGAGGAGGAGGCGAGGGAGGAGGAGGAGAACAGCGAGAAGGCGAGAGGAGUCGAGGAGGAGGAGAAGAGGAACGAGAGAGACGCGGAGAGGAGCGACGGAGCGAGGAGUGAGAGGAUUGGGCGCAGGGGCCGAGCCCGCGGACUCGCGGGGCCCGGGGCGACGCGGGGCGCAGCGGCGGCGGCGACGCCUUUCCAUGGGGCAUGGGAGCAGCUGCUACUGGCGCUGCAGACGCAGCGGGGCCACACGGACGGGCAUGCCGUGCCCUCUCCCUCGGCUGCGGGACGCCUCCUCACUCACCUGCCAGAUGUUGAAAAAUCAGCUGAAGACUUAAUGGCUUCCAUUCAGUGAGAUCUGCACUGCCAAUGACGCUCCCAAAAUGAGUCUAAGGAAACGUCUGCUGAGCUGCAUCGAGUCUCACGAUUCAAGCAAGGUGCCAAGAAUGGAGGGGCAUCCCAAUGUAGCAGCGUACUACACAGCAGCAGGCUGCUACCCGGCCAUUUCUCAGCUUUUGAACCACAACAUUUCUGCCACGAUAUCACCGGUGCUCACGACCUCCACCAUCAGUCACGCACCAAACAACUUCAUCGAGAGAAGAUCCACUCAGCUGGUCGGCACACAGCACAACCCCCCCUACCCAGUGUAUGUGCACUGCCAGAAGGAAGCGCUUUCCUUACAGCACAAGCAAGACGCUUCGCAAUUCCCGCUCGCGUUUGGCUUUGCGGACCAGUGCAAUCAGAGCUCCGUUGGCUUGGACACUGGUCAGGUUUGUGGCGUCUUUCCCAGUUGCUCGAUCGCGAGUAAGGAGGUCGCCACCGUGCCCCUGGUCACGACCUGCAGCGGCGGCGUGCUGCUGGCGACCCAGGCCCCCCUCCAGAGCGGUUUUGGCAAGACCACAGCGACCUUCACUGACCCUGCGAGAAUGUUUCAGAAUUUUCAAAGUGUAGACUUCCCCAAGAUGUUUUCCAUGCAUCCCUCCUCUGUGGCCAACUUGGCACCCCACAUGGUGCUGGGUUCUGUUAAGAACACAGUCGUCAAUUUGCCACCGAUACAGUCGACAUCGUUUUCAAGAAAAUAUCCCAUGCAUUACCCAUAUCAGAAUUCUCCCGCUUUCAGUAACCCCUUGCCUAAUACGCAAGAAGAUACAAGGGCCUUAUACUUAGACAAAAGCAGACCGUACGACCAUCACACGAACAUGGCUAGUUCUCUGGCAUGCAGCCCUGCUCUGUCCUCAUCGCAGCAGGACUUCCGAGAGAAACACAUUUCCGCCAGACCAUUGGAAAAGCCACCAAAGCUUGUACAUGUUCAAUAUUCUGACAGGUCCCCUGAAGUGUCAAACUCUGUAAUAAAGCAGAGAAGUGUGCGUCAUCAAAGCAGGGUUCACUCCGUGAAUUCUUUGUUGGCUUGUUCAAGAGAGAAACAGCUCAAGGGUGAAGUGCUUCCGAAAGUGGAGGCUGGCCAUGCGCAUUGGCCUCCAAGGUCAUCGACAGUUCAGUCCCAAGCAAUCGUCAGGAACAGAGAUCCAAACGUGCCGAAGAAAACGUCUUCGGGCUCUUUUUCCGAACAGCAACAACCGCACGCGCAGUCCUUCUGCCAGUCGACACGCGACGCGCCGGAGCAACUUCUGAUCCAUCCCCUGAACACCUCUCCCACGACGGCUGUUCCCAGGACCGUCUGUCAAGACGCCUCGUUGCCACGCAUAAAGUGGGCUUGGAGCGACAACGCCGUGUCAAACUGCGGCCCUUACGCAAACUUGCCGGUCAUCAGCCGAGUCUACAGUUGGGGAGCCGUUCAGAACACCGCGAGCCAUGUCGAUGAAAAGCAGGUCGAUGGAAACAAACUUUCUCAUGCACACCCAACGAAGGAGCAUCCAAACAUAAUGUUCGGUCACGUCUUGCAGCAACCGCAAAGCGGCACGCGGCCGGGCGUUAAGGAUAUCGUUCAAGGUUCCGUGAGGUCAACCAAGCAUGCUUCUACCUCUUCGACAGGGCCAGUCAUUCGUGACGUCUUCAGUCUCUCGCCGGAGUUGGUGAGUCCCGUGACGACGGAUGCGCGAUCGACCGGCAAUCGUUUGUUCACUUCGUGCGGUGAAAAUGAAGCCAAAACGAGAGACAGGCACAGGGAGGAUCAAGAGCAGAGGGCGCAUUCAAAGCAUAAAGAAGAGCACAGGAAAGCCAAAAGUCAACAGACGGACAAGUGUGUUGCACAGCAGAAGGUCUCUUCGAUCUUGGAGUUUGAAAAAACUGUGAAGAAGAUGACCGAGCAAAUCACUUCACCUGAAAUACAAACCACAGCUCUGAACUCAAAAAAGAGCCAAGCCAGCGAUGUGGCUGUGAAGAAGCCCGAGAGAGAACAGAGCGAGCCGAUGCGAUCGGACGGCUCGCCGCUGAGUAAAACUCUGAACAGGAUUAUGUCCUCGUUUGUCACGGAAUCUACCGCAGAGCGCAUUUCCUGUCAAGCGCCUUGUGCACUGAACUCUUUGCCUCCGAAGAGGCGAAAAGAGUGGAUUAUAAAUACUCAUGCUGCCUGCAUCGAAAAGGAUUACAGCAACGUGCAACAUCUUGUUCAGCAAGAGGCAUAUCAAAAGAAUGAAAAACAUUCGUUCGGACAUGGGCAAAGUCCCGUAAACAAUCCACCCACCACGUUAUCUUUACAUUCAUUAAAACAAGAAGUGUCCACGCCAGGGCACCUACCAUCGCCAACGUCGAUGUCUGCUGGACCUGUUACCAAGAAAGAAAUGACAGUGUCGAGAACGGUUGGUUUAAAAGAAUACGCAAAUGUUGAGCUGGUAAUCCCACCCAUUAGCGAGUCCAUGAAAUAUUCUGCGAAACACGAAUCUUGCAAAAAACAUUUUGGUGAUAAACAACUGUUCCAGCCUCCGUACAAACAUCUGGGUCCGAGUACAAAACUAGCAGGAGCAGAAGUUGCAACUGCCUCGGCAUCUAUGCUUCUGCAAAGCAAAAAAGAGGAACCAGGCAUGGCCAAUAUAAGUGUCCGGAAAAACUCUGUCAUAGACCAAUGCGUAGUGGAGAAGAUGGAUCAUAGCAACAGCAGUUUGCACACGCAUGUUCCCCACUUUCAGACCGUACUUGUCAGCAACUUAGACCAUCAGCUCUGUGGACAGAAUACUGAGCAAAAUGAGUUGCCCGUUGACCUUACAGUGGAGAAGAUCGGAAAGCGUGAGAUCUUGGACCUAAGCAAGUUAAAAAGCUGUAAAGAGUACGUGCUGCACACUUCAGAAAAGGAACUGGAUUAUGAAUGUGCUGAGAAGACUGAAAUAGAAUGUAUGAGCGUUAAUGUGCCUGAGCAAAGUAGUGGCGAUGUACAUUUGGAAGAUGUUGUGCCAAGAACAUGUCCACAGAAAGAAGGACCUCGUACAGCCUUAGAAAAGCGAAGUGAUAAAGUGUUGCCAAAUGAACUUGAAUGUUCGGAAAGUGCCCUAUCAAUAAAAAGCAAAGCUUCGGUAAACAUCGAACGUUGCAGCCCGGAUAGCAGCACCAAUGUAGACAUGGUAUCUGCGUACAACCAAGCAGGCGGUGGUAACAGUCAGUUGAGCGUGGACUCUAAACCAGAAGGUCACCUGCACAAACAUCUGCUAAACCUACAUCAGCUUCUGAGCGAAAUGGUCGAAAAGUCCGCGGCCAGCAGUAGCCACAAUCUUCAGCAGGCCUUUCAACAUCUAAGGCACGGCCCCAAGCGGGGGCAAACAGUUUCUCACGUCUCGGAGAGCAAACCCACCGGGGAGGCGUCGUACGUUACAAAGCACGGAGGAGGUGGCGGUGGCGGCACAAAGCGGGGAUCAAACUCGCAUUCCGUGGCGCAGACGAGCAGCCGAUCUGCAGAAAUCCACGAGCACGCGUCCAGCACCACAAAAGAAAUGUUCCUCAAAAACAUCUCGAUUCAAACCCGCCUCGAAGAAUUUGCACGCGAACUGCAGACUCUGGUCUCUAAGAGCCUUUGCCCCUUCCCGUCCGUGGCUCGAUUGGAGAGGAUUUUCAUUCCGGUCUCGGCCCUGCAAGAGAAACUCUUUCCCGGCCUUUCUGAGCUCGUCAUCCUCAACGUCUUUAAGUGCUGCAAGGUGGUCCUCAGACCGGCAACUCUCAGGGAAGAAAAAAUGCUUGGGGCAGUGUGUUGUUCAGAGAAUACGCAGGAAACGGGCUCGUUCACUCUCUUCCCGUUUGACAAGCUGAAGGAAGUCUACCCAGAGCUCCUGUACUGUUGCUGGCUGGAGAAAAUGAAGAAAUGUAUUGAUCAAAACAAUGAAGCGACCGAGUUGGAAAAGAACCCUGUUGAUUCUACAGAAAACGGAGGGGGAGACCGUGCAGCAGAGGCGACAAACGAGUUAUGUGAGAGAGUCUGCUCCUCGCAGGACUCUCACCAGGAAGACCGUGGUGCCACCACCAAGGCACAGUGCCUCUUUGUGGAAAAUCCCCAAACGUCACCGGCGGGCGCGGAAGAGGAGCCCUCCGUGGGCGAAGCCGCGGGUAGCGACAUCGCCGAGUCGGCCGUUGUGACGAACGAUUCUAAUCCGUGCGAGCAGACGGGCCCUGCUGACGAAAACGCGGAACGCUCCAGAGGAGCGGCAGUGGACAGCGCUCGGAGUGGAAGUGACGCCAAUCUGGAAUGCACGCCGUUGAUCGCUCCUUCUCCCCGAGAGGAUCCGCAUUCCACCACGACCGACGUGUCGUCCGACUCUGCAGCCACCUAUCCGGUUAUUUCAUCGUCCGAUGUAAAGGAUGCAAACGUAUUAUUGUCGUCGCCUCCGAGAUACGAGCCUGAGAAUUCCGGCACGAUCCAGCACUCUGCUGAUGACGUGCAUUGCUCCAUAGCUGUAGAAUCCGAGAAUACAAUUGAAGAGAAUAACAAACCGCUUGAAGUUAAAAGGUCUAAAUACGUUCACGGUGUCAAACAACGACUUCACAAAAGGUCGAGUCCAAGGUUGCUAAAAGAGUCUGUUGGAACUGAUAAACACCAACAGGCAUCGGACACAUUUCUGAGCAAAAACGAGGUAUGCAAGUCGGAGGACAAAGCGAGUAAGAGACGUGUUCCGCUGCUGAAACUGAAGGGGGACAUGACAACUUCCAUUGUGAUGGCAACACCUGAGGACGAGAGUGAGGCUUCAAAAGUAAAGUUGGCGACCACUGAACAAACCUCGGGUCACCCAGUGGUGAAGAGGAAAACGGUGCCACCUUUAAUAAUACGAAGCCAUCAUCAGGCACACGAAGUUAGGACUCGGCUCAAGAGCCCAUUGAGGGUUGCGCGGAAAGAAAAAACGUUUUCCACGAGUGCCGGUCAACUUGAGAACAAGGCUGUAGAUACGCAAGAGCGAGAGUUUGAAGCGUUGGAGGUUGUCCGUGACACUGAGGUGCCAUUUGAAGAAACCGCUUUUGACGAUGUAAAUCCUGCCAUGGGUUCAGAAACCAAGGACCAAAAGCACGUGGCUGAGAAAAAGCUGAAAAAGCAGACGCCAGCAUUACGCAGGUCUCUGAGGCAGAAGACGUCCGGCAUUCAACUCAGGUCGCAGAGAGGCGCGAGUUCGGAACGACGUCUCGUCCAGGUGGUGCCUGGGAAGAAAAGCAGAUGCAAGCGCAAAGGCGACCGAAGCGAGAUUUCCCCGAAACUUUCGCGCGGCAGACAACGGGCGUGCGGAAACGCGGACGGGGGCAAACGAGAGGAGGAGCCCCCGAGCGACAAGAAGACGGGCGGAGACUUGUACCCAGACCUGGUGGGCAGGCGCGUGCUGCACCUCUACGACGACGAGGACACGGAGAGGUGGUACCAGGGGGUGGUGACGCAGCUGUACGAGGAGCACGACGACCCCCUGGAGGCCAUCUACGUCGUCACGUACGACAGCGAACCCGGGUGGCAGUAUUAUCUGGAGCUUCUGCAAGACUACCGGAAAGGCUGGUUGAAGCUCGUCGACUAG
Messenger RNA from Lethenteron reissneri (Far Eastern brook lamprey), 5931 nucleotides. RefSeq lists its product as uncharacterized. NCBI's taxonomy places the organism in Eukaryota, Metazoa, Chordata, Hyperoartia, Petromyzontiformes, Petromyzontidae. The record is from RefSeq and is a predicted model, not a curated record.